Molecule: messenger RNA, 300 nt
Organism: Loa loa (African eye worm)
Lineage: Eukaryota; Metazoa; Nematoda; Chromadorea; Rhabditida; Onchocercidae
Exons: 2
Coding region: 1-300 (99 amino acids)
Source: RefSeq, a predicted model, not a curated record
AUGUACAGUAUCCUCUUCACAUAUCUGCUAUCAUUGAACAACAGACAACAGUAUUCCUUCUUUUCGCUAAAAAUAUUUUCUGCAACAUAUCUCCAAUUCAACGAAGGACGAAUUCUUAUAUCUCAACCAUUACGCAACCUAUCAACAAAACGACAGUCAACUAUUAUUAAAGACAGUUUCAGUAAUCUCAGAUCAAGAGGCGAGUUCGCGAGUGAACUGACACAGCAGCUGCUGUACAGUAAUAGUAGGCAAAAAGAUAUAUCAGGUGAAUACUGUAACAAAUACGCGAUACUGAUUUGA